Molecule: messenger RNA, 590 nt
Organism: Symbiodinium necroappetens
Lineage: Eukaryota; Dinophyceae; Suessiales; Symbiodiniaceae
Source: the annotation of a GenBank genome assembly
AUGAAGUGGAGCUCGGUGGUGCUAUGCUUCUUGAUGUCUACCGGCGCAGCACGCGACAUCUUGAAGUGGUGCUCCGCCUUUGAGGAGCAUGCCCCGAAGGAUCUGCCCAACCGAAGCACCCGGCCGAAGCUGGUUCAGGUACUGCUGCUGUUUUAUGCCGGAUUUUGCAUGGCCUUCCUUCUGCCCAUCUUUGGGAUCAACUUCAACCACGGAGAUGUGAAGUGCUGCUUUCUGUUCACCUUCGGGACGAAGUGCAGCUGUAUCGUCUACUUGGUGUUGAUGUCCGACGAGUAUCACAAGACCUUGACGGACCUGCUUUGGAAGGUGAGUACGGCAAACUUGGGCAUGACAUCGAUCCUGCGCUCCAGCUUCGACAUCAUCCUGCCCUGCACCCUGGAUACUUCUGGCUGCUGCAGGCCAACAGAUGCAGAGAUGAUCGCAACAACAAAGGGCUGGAUUUUAAUUUUUAUGCUCAAGGUUUUUGUUUUUUAUGCUGGCCACUCCCACGUCUCCAUCGACCUCCGUGCCUCCAUCCCGUCGCCGACACGGUUGUUUGCGUAUGCUCAUGGGUUCUCCCUCUUAUGCCCGAG